Messenger RNA from Agrilus planipennis (emerald ash borer), 947 nucleotides. RefSeq names its product vacuolar protein sorting-associated protein 35-like. Gene Ontology annotation, biological process: retrograde transport, endosome to Golgi; intracellular protein transport. Gene Ontology annotation, cellular component: retromer, cargo-selective complex; late endosome; retromer complex. The transcript is spliced from 5 exons. Bases 156 to 947 code for a protein of 263 amino acids. The record is from RefSeq and is a predicted model, not a curated record. NCBI's taxonomy places the organism in Eukaryota, Metazoa, Arthropoda, Insecta, Coleoptera, Buprestidae.
UAUGGUGAUUAACAAUUUUAGGUUAAAACUAAAAAAUACAGAUAGAUAAUAAUACAUAAUUUUUUAAAAACUAGGUGGUAAAUACUAGGAACGAUUCAAAAAUAGGCGCUAUUAAUAUUAGAAAAAUUUACUCUAAGUUGGUGCAUUGAUUCAGAAUGCCUUCUACUCAACAAAUUUCACCCGUUGAAGAACAAGAGAAAUUACUAGAUGAAGCACUUGGUGUAGUUAAAGUUCAAGCUUUCCAAAUGAAAAGAUGUUUAGAUAAAAUGAAGCUUAUGGAUGCUCUGAAACAUGCUAGUGCUAUGUUAACAGAACUAAGAACUUCUCUGUUGUCUCCUAAAAGCUACUAUGAACUUUAUAUGGCAAUCACAGAUGAAUUGCGGCACAUGGAGUUAUAUCUUUUGGAUGAGUUUCAAAAAGGCCGGAAAGUCACUGAUUUGUAUGAGUUGGUACAAUAUGCUGGUAAUAUUGUUCCUCGAUUGUAUCUUCUUAUAACUGUUGGAAUAGUUUAUAUAAAGUCAAAUCCACAACUGAAACGUGAUAUUUUAAAGGAUUUGGUGGAAAUGUGCAGAGGGGUACAACAUCCCUUGCGAGGACUAUUUUUAAGGAACUAUCUGCUUCAGUGUACAAGAAAUGUACUUCCAGAUGUACCUGAGGAAGAAUCCAACUUAGCUGAAGGAAAUGUUCGAGACUCUAUAGAUUUUGUUUUGAUGAAUUUUGCAGAAAUGAACAAACUUUGGGUUCGAAUGCAACACCAGGGACACUCCAGAGAAAGACAACACAGAGAGAAAGAACGUGAAGAAUUAAGAAUAUUAGUUGGUACAAAUUUGGUCAGACUGAGUCAGCUUGAGUCAGUUAAUUUGGAAAAGUAUCAAAAAAUUGUGUUACCAGGAAUUUUAGAACAGGUGAAUGAUGAGGAUACCGUGGAUANAGGCAUGAAGGUCUAG